Molecule: messenger RNA, 1915 nt
Organism: Malus domestica (apple)
Lineage: Eukaryota; Viridiplantae; Streptophyta; Magnoliopsida; Rosales; Rosaceae
Product: protein HAIKU1
Source: RefSeq, a predicted model, not a curated record
UUUUGAUUGGACCGUGAUUUAAUUCUUUCUUCCUUUUGAUUUGGUCUUCGACUCUCUCUCUCUCUCUUCUCGAAAGUCCUAAAACCACCAUAAACACCGGCAACCACACCACCACGACCACCUAUCCUGAAAACCCCCGAUUUCCCCAAAAUCCAAAACCCUAAAAUUGGAUCAGAAGCAUCCAUCCGCCUCUUCUACUCUUUGCAAUUUUAGACGAGUCCAUCCUCCCUCUUCAAGUUCGAACUCAAAUUUAAGGAAGGGUUUAUUUUGUUGGAGAAGGAGUUCACCAUUGAAUUGGGGGAUGUUGGUUGCUUUUGCUGAAUCUGCAGGUUGCCAAAAGAGAAUUGGAUUGUUCUGCUGUUUCUAACAUGCAACACUGAGGUAUCUGGUCUGUUCACCAAAAAAGUAUUUAGCCAAUCACGUAUUUCUGUUGGCCUGGUUGAAGUGAGAUUCAAGGAGCUGGGAAGUGGUUUGAGCUUCAAUUUCAAGCUUUGGCUGCAGUUUCAAAGUAUCAGAAUGGUUUGACAUUGUGGGACAUUGUCAAAAGUUAAAUUGGUAGCUGGUGUGAGUAUCUGUGAGUUUCUUCAAAAUGGAUAACUCUGCAAACAUGCAUAAUGAUCAUUUGGGUGUGAACAAAAUGGGGAAAAAUAUAAGGAAGAGUCCCUUGCACCAACCCAAAUUUGGUAAUAAUGACGCAAGGCAACAACCUCAGCCUCAGGUAUACAACAUAAGCAAGAAUGAUUUCAGGAACAUAGUUCAGAAGCUUACUGGUUCUCCAUCACAGGAACCUUUGCCUAGACCUCCCCAGAAUCCGCCAAAGCCCCAAAGUAUGCGGUUGCAGAGAAUUCGACCUCCCCCGUUAACGCCUAUCAACAAUAGACCCUUAAACCCACCUCCAGCUCCUCUUCCUGCAGGCCAACCACUGGUUCCCUACAAUAAUAACUUUGUUAGGCCUCCUCAGGUUGGACAUCCAUCACCUACACCAAUGCCGCCAUUUCCACCUGGAGAUUCAAUGUGGCAAAAUACAGCUGAGUCUCCAAUCUCAGCAUAUAUGCGGUACCUUCAAAGUUCUAUGUUAGAUCCAACUCCAAGGGGAAACCAACCUCAGCCUCAACCACAAGUUUCAGAUCAGAUGCAGUCUCAGCCACCAUCAACCGGUUUACUUCCUAACCCAUCCAUAUCUGCUCACCCACCCCCGAGAAUGAACGGCCCUGGGCCACAUGCAACUAAUCUACAGCACCCACAGAUGAUGGGUCCUCCCCUCUUACCCUCACCAACUUCACAGUUUUUGUUGCCAUCCCCAACGGGUUACAUGAACUUGUUGUCACCACGGUCACCUUAUCCAUUGCUUUCACCUGGGAUACAGUUUCCUCCACCAUGGACCCCCAAUUUUCAGUUUUCUCCCAUGGGCCAAUCAGGGCUAUUAGGUCCAGGGCCUCAACCCCCACCUUCUCCCGGCAUUUUGUUUCCAAUAUCUCCUUCGGGGUUUUUCCCCAUUUCAAGUCCAAGAUGGAGGGGUCAUUAAGAGUUGGCACAACACUGUUAAGCAUGUGAGUUCCAUACUUUCCCCUGAGCUAUUUCUUUAUGUGGACUGAUCGACUACUUCUAGGAGCUUCUUCUGUGAAAAAUAUAUUGUAUACUGGUAGUUUAAGUGGGCUCUUUAGGCUACCUGUAGUGUUUAUUUCUCGCUUCUGUAUUUUUUUCAUUGACACCGUCUCUGCAAGCUUUUCGAAUCUUGAAUCUGUAUCAUCUGAUGUCUUUUCUUGUAAUUUUGUAAUAUUUUGAUUAAAUUGUAGUCUGUUGUUAAUUCCUCCUCAGUUAACCGGCAUGUGGAAGGAAUUUCGGUUUAGCGAUUAUAGUUUUGUUGUACCUUGAUACGCUCAAUGAAUAAUUAUCUUGCUUGAUCAGCUCAUAA